GGGAGCGGGCGGAGGAGGAAGUGUCAUGGCGUCGGGCCGUGGAGCUUCUUCUCGUUGGUUCUUCACUCGGGAACAGCUGGAGAACACGCCGAGCCGCCGUUGCGGAAUGGAGGCGGACAAAGAGCUCUCGAACCGCCAGCAGGCGGCCAACCUCAUCCAGGAGAUGGGGCAGCGUCUCAAUGUCUCUCAGCUUACAAUAAACACUGCGAUUGUUUAUAUGCACAGGUUUUAUAUGCACCAUUCUUUCACCAAAUUUAGUAGAAAUAUAAUAUCACCUACUGCAUUAUUUUUGGCUGCAAAAGUAGAAGAACAGGCGCGAAAACUUGAACAUGUUAUCAAAGUAGCACAUGCUUGUCUUCAUCCCCUAGAUCCACUGCUGGAUACAAAAUGUGAUGCUUACCUUCAGCAAACUCAAGAACUGGUUUUACUUGAAACUAUAAUGCUACAAACACUAGGUUUUGAAAUCACCAUUGAACACCCACACACAGAUGUAGUGAAAUGUACCCAGUUAGUAAGAGCAAGCAAGGAUUUGGCACAGACAUCCUAUUUCAUGGCUACCAACAGUCUGCAUCUUACCACCUUCUGUCUUCAGUACAAACCAACAGUGAUAGCAUGUGUAUGCAUUCAUUUGGCUUGCAAAUGGUCCAAUUGGGAGAUUCCUGUAUCAACUGAUGGAAAGCAUUGGUGGGAAUAUGUGGAUCCCACAGUUACUCUUGAAUUACUAGAUGAGCUAACACAUGAGUUUCUACAAAUAUUGGAGAAAACGCCUAGUAGGUUGAAGAGGAUUCGAAACUGGAGGGCUACUCAGGCGGCUCAGAAACCAAAAGUAGAUGGACAAGUAUCAGAGACACCACUUCUUGGUUCGUCUUUGGUCCAGAAUUCCAUUUUAGUAGAUAGUGUCACUGGUGUGCCUGCAAACCCAAGUUUUCAGAAACCUUCUACAUCAACAUUUCCUCCACCGGUACCUCUAAACUCAGGAAAUGUUUCUGUUCAGGACAGCCGUACAUCUGAUAAUUUGUCAGUGCUAGCAACGGGAAUGCCCAGCACCUCAUAUGGUUUGUCAUCUCACCAAGAAUGGCCUCAGCACCAAGAAUCAUCAAGGACAGAGCCGAUAUAUUCACAGAAACAGGAAGCAUCUUUGUCUAGUAGCCAAUACAACAUCAACUUCCAGCAGGGACCUUCUAUGUCACUGCAUUCAGGGUUACAUCACAGACCUGACAAAAUAUCUGAUCAUUCUUCUGUUAAACAAGAAUAUACUCAUAAAGCAGGGAGCAGUAAACACCAUGGGCCUAUUCCUGCUACUCCUGGAGUAAUUCCUCAUAAAAUGUCUUUAGAUAAAUACAGAGAAAAGCGUAAGCUAGAAACUCUUGAUCUCGAUGUAAGGGAUCAUUAUAUAGCUGCCCAGGUAGAACAGCAACACAAACACAUGCAGUCACAGGCAGCCAGCAGCAGUUCUGUAACUUCUCCCAUUAAAAUGAAAAUUCCCAUCACAAAUACUGAAAAGACUGAAAAAUACAUGGCAGAGAAAAAGGAAAAGAGUGGAUCACUGAAAUUAAGAAUUCCAAUACCACCCACUGAUAAAGGCACCAGUAAAGAGGAACUGAAAAUGAAGAUUAAAGUUUCAUCCUCAGAAAGACACAGCUCUUCUGAUGAAGGCAGUGGGAAGAGCAAGCAUUCAAGCCCGCAUAUUAGCAGAGACCAUAAGGAGAAGCACAAAGAACAUCCUACAAAUCGCCACCAUGCCAGUGGCCACAAGCAUUCCCAUUUGCAUGUUGGCAGCAGCAGUGGCAGUAAACAUAGUGCUGAUGGAAUACCACCUACUGUUUUGAGGAGUCCAGUUGGCCUGAGCAGUGAUGGCAUUUCCUCUAGUUCCAGUUCUUCAAGAAAGAAGCUGCAUAUCAAUGAUGCCUCUUACAACCAUCACUCCAAAAUGAGCAAAAGUUCCAAAAGUUCAGGUAGUUCAUCUAGUUCUUCCUCCUCUGUUAAGCAGUAUAUAUCCUCUCACAACUCUGUUUUUAACCAUCCCUUACCCCCUCCUCCCCCUGUCACAUACCAGGUGGGCUACGGACAUCUCAGCACCCUCGUGAAACUGGACAAGAAACCAGUGGAGACCAACGGUCCUGAUGCCAAUCACGAGUACAGUACAAACAGCCAGCAUAUGGACUACAAAGACACAUUCGACAUGCUGGACUCGCUGUUAAGUGCCCAAGGAAUGAAUAUGUAAUCAUUUGUUUAGGUCAAUUUUUCCUUUACUUUUUUAAUUUAAAAAUUGUUAGGAUGAAAAACUUCCUCCUGAUCUAGCAGUGGUAACACGUGCUUUUGCUGCCACUGCUUCAAUAUUUGUAAGUGCUGCUUUACUCGUCAUUCUGAAAAGAAGAGAUUAUAGUAAACAAGUCUUUAUCUCCACAUAUGAUAGUGUUAUAAAUACUGUAAAAGCAUGGAAGGUGCAAAACUCAGUAUUUCUACAAUUGCAGCUGAGAACAUUAGGAUGAAUGGCUGGCAAUGCUUCUAGGAAUAUAAGAUGUGUCAAGCAUUCAUUAUUUAUAAUUUGAAUACUGUAGCUUUUUUGUUGUUGCUUGGCUUUUGAAUGAGUGUAAAUUGUUUUCUUUUGUGUAUUUAUAUGUGUAUGUAUGAUUUGCAUGUUUCAAUGAUAAAGGGAUAAAACAGCAUACUGACAACUGUUUACAAGAAAGUGGAGAAAAAUGUACAUACAUUUUUGUAUGUUUAGAUAUUACCAUAAAUACUCAGGAUUGGAGCUGCUUGUAAGUAUAACAAUAUACAGAAUAACUUUAUUUUCUCUUGUCAGAGUCCAUCACUAAUCUAAAAGGUGGCACUUUUUCAUGUUAACCUUAAACUCUAGGCCUUACUGGAAGCCACUGAAGGGGGGACACUUCACUACCAGAUGGGUAUAUAGUGCCUCAAGUGGCACUCAAAUUCUGCCUUCAGGUUUCUGGCCAGAUUGGCUAAUAAAAUAGCCCCUAAUUUUCUGAAGGCUUGAAAAGGAAAAAAAUAAAGUUUACAUACUCUUGAUGUGAAGUGCAUUUAAAUGUUGUUGGCCUGUUACAGUACCAUAAAACAACUGUUAAUGAUGGUCAUGUGGAUUACUGUGAUUUAAAAACUAAAUUUGCAAAAGCAUACAUAGUGAAGAAUUAGUUUUUUCUUUAAAGAACUUAAACACUACAUAUAACAGUAAGCUGAGGUUGCUUCCUUUAGCAUUCACAAUAACACCAUAUUUUUUAAUAUACUCCUCCCCUGAGGUGUGUUUGCAUUGUGAUGCCAUAUUUCUUUUUCAGGUAAAUACAGUCUUCCUUAUAAAAAAUGAAAAUAAACCUAUGCUCUCAAUUCUUUUAUAUUCUAAUAAAUAAAAAUAAAAGAUCACUGACUGUGCAUUGUACCUGUAUUUAUAGCUUAUGGUUGUUAUCAGGAAGCUAUGUUUUUGUCUUUGUUUUUAAAGAAAAAAGCCAGCCUCCAGGCAAACCACUAGUGGAGGGUUAUACAUUUGUUUGCACAUCUCAGUAUAUUCCUGUUGAGGGAAAGUUUGCACGGUCAUCUGACUCCUGAUCCAACAGUAGGCUUUAACUUGUGUAAAUUUUGGUUUAAAUGCCAAUAGUAUGGCUCUUGUUUAUCAGUUAAUAUUGAUUUUUUUUUCUGUGGUAAAUCUUCAAGCUGUUGAGUAUCUAUAAGAUGGGUUAGAUUCAACGUUGGUUGAACUGAAGACUAAUUUUUCUUCUGUGUAUAUGAGCUAUUUUGUUACAAAGCCACUGGUAUGUGCACAAUUGUAAUUUUACUCAAGUAUAUUGUGGUUGUAAAUAUUAGAGGUUUGAACUUGUGAUCUACUUUUAUUUAGCAGUUAAGUUGCUAGUAGCUUUAUAAUUUUUUAAGAUAAUUGUUCAUUAUUUUGUCAAUGUUAUUUGAACUUGGCAUACUAGGAGCCUCUUUAUAGGGACUUUGCCUAGGUAGAUGUCCUCACAUUUGUUCUUGUCUUGCAUAACAUUAGUAAUCUUUGUCAUUAUAUGUAACUUGGUUGCUCUGUGUAGCAUAAUAUUGUAUCCAUAAACAUGGUAAUUUUGAUACAGUUAUACUUUUACCAUGGUACAUAAUCCAAGGACUAGUAUAGAAUUAAGCUGAGUGCAAGAUGAGGGAGGGAAGGGUUUUGUUCUUGGUAAUUUAGAUGUGAAACCUCCGCAGAGCUAUCAUGUAAAACGACAUAGGGUGGUUGUGCUACUGUAUAAUGGGGGGGAGGGGGUAAUACCAGGAAAUUUAAUAAGAUUUUGUAAAGAAUAUCCAUAAAAGUAGUGAACUUAUUUUCAGUAUGACAUAGAAAACAAUGUGAAUAUUUAAGGUCUGUGACUAUAGUUAAACUUCACUAAGAACUUGCAGAAUUGUUUUGAGAUGUGGGAAUAAAGGUAAUCUUGUUGAAUCUUUAUUGGUGCUAAUGAUGGACAGUUAAAAAAAGAUAGCUAGUGUAUAUUGUUAUGGUCAGUACUUACUAGUACUUCCAAAACUGAAUUUGAAAUGCUAUGUAUUCACUUUUCACUCUGUAAAUGUAAUUCUUUACAAUGACUAUUUAUUAAAGGGCAGCCAGUUGUGAUUUUCACAGGAUUGUGUGAGCUAUUCAAACUCUUUAACCUCUGAACAGGAUAUUAAGCUUCCAAAACCACAGUGGAGAUAAAUGCAGAAUCCUUUUGAAGUUUCAUUUUCAUAAAGAAAAACCCUCCUAAUUCAUAUCACCAUGAAUUCAUUUUAACCAUCUUAUUUGCAUAAAAUAGUUCAUCUGCCUGGUCCCAUUAGACUCUACCAAAGAAAAAGACUCAGAUGAAUGGACAUUAUUACUGUGAGUCUUGUAAGUAGCCAUAAAUAAACCAAAAUAGUAUCAAAUUUAGGUAUGGAAUUCCACAUGUGCAAAGUACUGUUAAGGUGAUAACAUUUUGAUGAGUUUUUUUUUAAUAUUUGAACUAUUAAAAAACAUUAUCUUUAAAACAUCCUAUAAAAGAGUGAUUCAUUUUUAAGUUGUGUUUUCCCUAUACCAUAUAUUUGUUAACCUUCUUAUGCAGAAGCACAUAGCAAACAAAGGCCUCACUUCUACCUCUUUCAUCUAAUUUUCCAAUACUUAGCUAUUUCCUCUAAAUAUUUGCCUUACCUGCUUUAAUGUAUGAUAUUUUCAGAACCAAAGCUAUCAGAUGUUUGUUUAAAGAAAUUCUCAAAGGACUGCUUUACAAGAUUGGUGGCCAUAUCCUUUGCCUUGCAAGAGUUAGUUACCUGUUUGCAAGUACUGGUAUCUGUCCUAGCAUCUCCCACAAAGCAGUUCAUGUGCAUCUUGGCCUCGCUGUAUUUUCAGGUUAUUCAGAGUUUUUGGAUUUUUUUUUCCAUUUCCUGGAAUUCGUUUUUAUAAAUAUUAUUUUAUAUGAUCAGAGGCACAUAGGCAUUACAACUUGUGUUCCUCCCCCAAGAGUCUCCUCUGGUCUCACUGUGUGUGAGUGCCUAGUUUUUUGUUUUUUUAAUCUACCAUGAUGUGCAGUUCUUGAAUAUCAUGAUAAAAUGCUGAUACUUGUACCAAUAGGUUAUUAUUAUAUGAGAAUUCUUAUUUAUCUUUUUGGCCUAUCCUCUUUGAAUUGAAGAAAUGAGUAGUCAUGUUCUACUUCAGAGACCAGUUUAGAAUGUUUUUGUUACUUACCAAGUACCUUGCCUUAAAACAUUGUAAGCACAUUUUCUUUUCUGAGAAUUUAAAUUGCUGACUUAUUCUUAUCCAACCUUAGAAAUAAACCACUGAUUAAAUAUGCAUACAUAGUACACAAUGAGUAGAGAUUUUAGGCUUUUGCAUUUUUUUGAAUGGGGAAUCUUUCUUAGGAAAUGGUAACAUCUAUUUAAAAAGAAAAAAAGACAAUUCUGAGAUUUUGGUUGAUUUUUGGUUUAGGGAGGAUUUGGUUUUUUUGUUGUUGUUGGGUUUUUUUUUUUAAUUGUAUUGGGGUUUGAACCCAAACCUUGCUAGACAGGUGCUGUCACUCAUUUCAUUCUUUAGAUAGGAUCUUGUGUUUUUGCCUGGGACUUCUUUUGUUUUCCCCAUGGUGGCCUCAACCCCUGAAAUUGUCAUCUUCCUGAUCUCUGCCUCCCAAGUAACCAGGCAUGACCUACCAGCACUGGUUUGAGACUGAUACAUAGCCCAGUCUAACCAUCCAACUCUUAAUCCUGCUUUAACCUUAACAUUAGUUGUUCUUAAAAUAUCGCACAAUUUUUUUCCUACUGCCAUGCUUUUUAGGAAUUCUUUUGUUAAGGAAAAAGUGAAACAAGGUGAAAAAUACUUGAUUUGGUAUUUUUCUUUAUUGAGCUGCUGCUCCCUCAGCCUUUCUGUAGAAGCAAUAGAACAUAGGUAAAGCAAAUCCCACACUCAGAAAACUUGAACUGAACUUAAGUCUCAUGUGCCCAUUUAUUUAAGAUAGACUAGUCUAGGCAGAUUUAAACACUGGAAACGCAUCACAUCAUAUCUGUUCUCCCAGGGUACUAAUUUUUGGUACUGAUAGGUUGGGUGAAAAUUAAGAUGUCUGUCUGAAAUCAGUGGUUAGUUUGUGGCAAGUUUAAUAAGGAUGGGUGGCAAGUAAGAAGUUUGUUGCAGCAUAUAGCCUCACAAGAUGAUCUUGUGUAUGGGACUGAAAUGCUCAGUGAUUUGGCUUCCAUGCCUUGUAUUCAUUUUAUUUUUACUCCUGUUGAUUUUGGCCCAGCCAGGUUUUGUCUCUGUGCCUCCUUUUUUGUUCUCUAAUUUACCAUCAUGUUUCCUACCUGAUGUUUUUAGAUAGAUGUAUAUAUCGAAGCAAUAUAUAAACAGCAAUUCUAUUAUAGAGGGGACCCAUUAAUCUCAAAACUAGAUCCUGAGGGCUGUUCAGGUUUAUUUCUAAGAGAAAGCCUCAUUUAAUGUCCUUCCAUUUAGUAGUCCAAUUUGAUUUGCCUGUUGUUUGUGUGUUCUUAAGUAAUAAGUGCAUUCUUGUUUUUAAGGUGUGUUUUUCAAGCAGCUUUAUUUGGUUAGAAAAAUUUCCUCUAGUAUUCAUUGUGAACAGUGAUUGGGAUUUUGUUUUCUGAAUGUACUCAAGACAUCCAUGGAAAUUUGAAUGGGAUGUUUGCUGAUAGAAAAAUCCUUAACAGGCAUAUGUAUGUAUUGGCAUUAAUUAGUCAUUGAAUUUCAGCUUCUCAGCAUCUUUACAAGGGAUUAUUAAUAAAAUUUAUUGAUUGGCAACAUAAA
Dipodomys spectabilis (banner-tailed kangaroo rat) is the source of this 7231-nucleotide messenger RNA. RefSeq names its product cyclin T2 (gene Ccnt2). Bases 26 to 2224 code for a protein of 732 amino acids. Gene Ontology annotation, cellular component: nucleus; cyclin/CDK positive transcription elongation factor complex. Gene Ontology annotation, biological process: regulation of transcription by RNA polymerase II; positive regulation of DNA-templated transcription, elongation. NCBI's taxonomy places the organism in Eukaryota, Metazoa, Chordata, Mammalia, Rodentia, Heteromyidae. Gene Ontology annotation, molecular function: cyclin-dependent protein serine/threonine kinase activator activity. The transcript has 9 exons. The record is from RefSeq and is a predicted model, not a curated record.